UUGAAACCUGCGGUCACACGUCGUUUGUUAUUAUUAUUUGGUUAAAUUGUGGACUCCUUCCGCCAAAUUAAAAACAAGGAUGCCUUGCUGGUACUACGACAAAAAAGAGCUGCGAGAAACCCCAUCAAUCCUAGAUGGCGUCACCUAUGACACCGAGCGUCGAUAUCGCAAAGAGGGCGCACGCUUUAUCAUGGAAUGUGGCACGAAAAUGGGCCUCGGUCACAACACAAUGGCCACCGGUGUCGUGUACUUUCAUCGCUUUUACAUGUUCCACUCGUUCAAGAGUUUUCCACGAUACGUGACGGCGUGUUGCUGCCUGUUUCUCGCCGGCAAGGUGGAGGAGACGCCCAAAAAGUGUCGCGACAUCAUCAAAACGGCGCGGGGUAUUCUCAACGACAACUAUUUCUAUUCGUUUGGCGAUGAUCCAAAGGAGGAGGUGAUGACACUGGAGCGCAUAUUACUGCAAACGAUCAAGUUUGAUCUGCAGGUGGAGCAUCCCUACACGUUUCUGCUCAAGUAUGCCAAGUGCAUCAAGGGCGAUCAACAGAAACUGCAGAAAAUGGUUCAAAUGGCGUGGAAUUUUGUUAAUGAUUCAUUGAGUACUGUUGUCUGCCUGCAAUGGGAACCCGAGAUCAUCGCUGUGGCUCUUAUCUAUUUGGCCAGCAAACUGAGCAAGUUCCUCGUCCAAGAUUGGCUGGGCAGACAGCCACAACAUCGCUGCUGGUGGGAUAUGUUUGUGUCGAAUGUAACGAUGGAAAUACUGGAGGACAUAUGUCAUCAAGUGUUGGAUUUGUAUCAGUCGUCACAACGCGAGGGUCAAGAGCCCAACAGUCCGCCCCAGAAGCCACCCAGUCGCGCCGACAGUCCCACCGCCAACAUCAAAACAAAUGUGGAUCAGACGUCUGCGCAGCAACAGGCAAGUCAAGGCAAUGGCAUCGAGCUGAACAACAUACAAAGCAUUAAAUCCCUGGCCAACGUUAUACCUGUAGUCUCACUGCCGCCGCCGCCAUCGUCAAAUGAUGCACUGCCUCUGGCCAACGCUGCUGUUCUUGCACCGCUGCCGCCGCCACCAGGCGGCACCAUCAACAGCAGCGGCGGCAAUGCGUCGGCCAACUAUCAUCACAUGUACCAUGCACCGCCGCCACCCCCGCCGCCCGUUGUGCCCAUGCCACCGUAUGCAGCGAAUGCCUGGACACAGCAGCCGCCGCCACCAACGCAUUACACAACAUCGGCGCCCCCUCCACCGAUGCCACCCAACAUGGGACCAAGUGCUCCGCCUGGAGCUGCUGGCGGUGGCUACUACAAUGCGGCACGCCAGCAACAACAACAGCAGCAGCAACGUUACCAAUAAUAGAUGUUGUAGAAAUCAUUUAACGUCAAAAAGUUAGUUAGAAAAGAGAGGCGCAUGUAAUAUUAAUAAAGCGUAAUUUUUAUUAAA
Messenger RNA from Drosophila nasuta, 1438 nucleotides. RefSeq names its product cyclin K (gene CycK). The coding region runs from base 80 to 1351 and encodes 423 amino acids. Gene Ontology annotation, molecular function: cyclin-dependent protein serine/threonine kinase regulator activity. NCBI's taxonomy places the organism in Eukaryota, Metazoa, Arthropoda, Insecta, Diptera, Drosophilidae. The transcript has a single exon. The record is from RefSeq and is a predicted model, not a curated record. Gene Ontology annotation, biological process: regulation of transcription by RNA polymerase II.